Rhododendron vialii is the source of this 1205-nucleotide messenger RNA. Its product is annotated as WRKY transcription factor 22-like. Bases 57 to 1079 code for a protein of 340 amino acids. Gene Ontology annotation, biological process: regulation of DNA-templated transcription. Gene Ontology annotation, molecular function: DNA-binding transcription factor activity; transcription cis-regulatory region binding. NCBI's taxonomy places the organism in Eukaryota, Viridiplantae, Streptophyta, Magnoliopsida, Ericales, Ericaceae. The transcript is spliced from 3 exons. Gene Ontology annotation, cellular component: nucleus. The record is from RefSeq and is a predicted model, not a curated record.
UCUCUCUCUCUCUCUCUCUCUCUCCAAUAUAUAAAGGAACUCCCCCUUCAUCUCUUAUGCACAAGCUCUUGACACCAGACAUUAAUACGAAGUCAAUGUCUUGCGUCUCCUCCCUCCCUUUGCAAAUACCCAACGCUGAUCAGCUAAACAACCAGUACUUCUCGAUGUCCGAAUUCACCGGAAACGGCGGCGACGGGGAUUUACAAGCAGUGGUCAGAGGAUUCAACAACUGCUUCUCCCCUUGCAGUACAAUCCUGGACUACCCACACACGUGUUUUUCUCCUUUGGUGGUGCAAGAAGAAGAUGUGUUGUUCAGCUCUUUCCCUGAUUUAUUAUUCGAAUCGAAUACGGUUUUUGAUGAAUUGGAGCAACUUUACAAGCCCUUUUACCCCGCUUCGAGUCAACUAUCCCCACAAACUUCUCUUUCUUCUUCUGUUUCUGAUCAUGAAGAAAGAGAGGCCAAUAGGGUGCAAGAAAAGGAGGCUUUUCCCGAGUCUGCUAUCGUUGUUGCUGCUGCUGCUGCUACUACUUCUACUCUUCCAGUUAAAUACAAACGAAGGAAGACUCAGCACAAAAGAGUGGUAGUGGAAGUUGCAGCCGAAGGUCUUUCCUCCGAUGUGUGGGCUUGGCGCAAGUAUGGUCAGAAACCCAUCAAAGGAUCACCACAUCCAAGGAGCUACUACAGGUGCAGCAGUUUAAAAGGAUGUCUAGCCAGAAAGCAAGUGGAACGUAGCCAAUCCGAUCCUCAAAUGUUUGUCAUCACCUACACCGCCGAGCACUGCCACAGCCACCCAAUUCGCAAGAGUUCCCUUGCCGGCACCACUCGCCACAAGUUCUCCCUCUCCAAAAGCCGGCCCACCACGAGCAAUCCCGACACAUCGAUAUCCACGGAUUCCGGCUCAUGCUCUCUGUCGCCACCCGUUACCCCGGUAUUGGCAAUGAAGGUAGAAGAUGGGCAACGAAUAUCGGAUAUUGAAGCAAGCAAAAGUAAUGUUGGAGUACUGGAUGACAUGUGUGAUGUGAUGUUGUGUGAUGACUUGUUUUGGGGAUUUGAUGAACUUGAUAGACUCAACUUCUGAUUUUAGCUUUAUAUAUAUAUAUACUAUAGUGACUAGCUAGUUAAUUAGUUCAACGUCAAACUUGAGAGGAGGGAGAUAAGUUGUUGUAAUUAUUUUUCAGACACUAAUAAAUAGAGAUCUAUCAAU